Molecule: messenger RNA, 5189 nt
Organism: Coregonus clupeaformis (lake whitefish)
Lineage: Eukaryota; Metazoa; Chordata; Actinopteri; Salmoniformes; Salmonidae
Exons: 3
Coding region: 28-4305 (1425 amino acids)
Source: RefSeq, a predicted model, not a curated record
UCCAGUGGUACCUCUGCUGUUCUUGCAAUGGGUAGGAGUCCCAAUCAUGUCAAUCAUCAAUGGACUGUAGUGAGUGGACAAGAUUCAAGUAGGAUGGCAGUUCAAGCUCCUCAUCAGGGGUAUCCACAAACACCAAACUCUUUGCAAAGUGUACAGGAGACAAGUAGCGUGCCAUCAAAACCAUCUCCACUGUCUCCCACAGCAUAUAUACAACUGUUGUAUUUCAUUCAAAAUCAAAACAAUAACGGCAGGACUGAGAUGAACAGGGUUCAACAUGGCGCACCUGUCCAAACUGGCCCAUCAAACCAGAGUCAAAUGUAUCCCUGUCAACCUCUCACGGACAGCAACAAUCGGGUCAAUGUACCAAAUGCUACAGUGGGGCAGUCAAUGCCAAUGCAUAACAUUAGCCAGAAUCCUCAAUACAAUGUUAUGCAUAACCCUUCUCUUAAUAAUGUUCCAAGAUAUCGCCCUGCAGGCCUUACCAUCCCACCACAACAGAACAGACUUGCGUCAAAUUGUGCAAAUAUGAACAGUCAGGCAGGGGCCAUUGAAAAUAAUGCACACCAUGUCCCAUAUCCUAGGCCCCAUAUCAAAAGCAUAUCAACCCUACAUUACAAGGCAGACGGCACCUAUGUUCGGGUAUCCAACACUGGACCAACUUCAUCUGUGCCAAACAAUAGUAUACAGUCGUCAGUCCAGCACACCCGCUCCUCCGCUCCUCCACCAUUCCCAGGCCAGCAAUCCCAUGGACCCGUGCUGAACAAGACGGGACAUAUGGUUGGGGCAGGAGCACAUUCUCUGCAACACGCACCAAACCAAGGGUCAGCCCAUACCCUACGUAACAAGCCAAAAAACACCUAUGUUCUGAUAUCCAACACUGGACCAUCUUCAUCUGUGCCAAAUCAUGGUAUGCAGUUUUCAGGCCAGCAAAACUGUGAGUGUGUGCCUCCGUCAUACCCCAUAAGACAGGGCUAUUACGUAACGGUAACAGAGGACAAAAGUGGAAAUGGAUUUAGAGCAGAAAAUGUUAUUUUGAUUGGAGAUAAACCUAAUGAAAGUGCUCUGGUCCUGCAAGGAUCAUCUGCAAGUAAUGCCCCCUCUGUUCUUACGGUGCAGAAGGCCAUCGCAGUUGUACAACCACUAUCGAAGUGUAUGCAGACAAACACACCUCUCAACGUGGCGGAUAGAAUUCCCUUGACUACCCAAGGUAUAUCGUUCUCAACUGGUGGUGAAAAUGUGAGUGACCCUGGGGAAGAAUCUUGUGACCAAAGUCCAUCACAAGCUCAAACAACCCUUACUGUAUCUGCUUCUUUGACAAAUGAAUCUGGACAAGAGGUCCCCAAGGUCAGACCAGAAGCUACAUUAGAAUCGAGCGCUGAAAAAACACAGACUCAGGAUUCAGAAACUUCUGAUGUUGAAAUGGCCAAGACAUAUUCAUGUUUUGAGUCUGAACGGUCACGAUCAAACUGCUUACAUGUAGAGAAAGUGGAUUCUCAACCAUUAUCUAAUUUGGAAUGUCAAGCCACUCAGAGAAAAGAGUUAGCUGGCACAGAAAUGAACACUCAUGUGAAUGUUAACCAAUUGAGUGAGGAAACAAAUGAAAAAGUAGUUUCAGAUGAGGACAUUUUUGAAUUGUCCUCAGUUCCUGUAAUCAAAUGGACACUUGGUAAAUUGAAGGAGUUGGUAGACACUGUGCAACAUCCAAAAUGCUCUGAGACACCGGUUGAAAGCAAACUACUAAACCUCUAUUGGGAUGGAGAUGGGCAGAAGCUUAUGUAUGCUGCAAGAUCUGAUAUUUUACAGAAUAUAAUGCGAGAGGUUCGAUCUGUGUGUGGCAAAGAUAUGGCAUCACAGUCUGUCAUCUUUUCACAAGUCAGGUGCAAAAACUGGGCUCAAGUUGAAGAGAAAUGUGUCAUUCUUAAACAUGAUUCUGUUUACCCCGAGGUCCCGGGGCAAGAGUCCUCAUGGUUGAACACCAAUAAGCAGCUUGAUGACAUAGACAGGGAGUUUGGAUUCCCUUGGUCACUAAGGUAUGACCAACAGACUCUUCAAAGAGGAGAUGAACAACCAAAACUGAUUUGUACUGAAGAUGAAAAAUCUGCAGACUCUGCCAGUGACAUGCAGACUGAGGUGAUUCAGACGGAGAGACCAGCACCCUCUGAUCCUAAAGAAAUCCAAGGGUCAAGUUUGGUACACAGCUCUACACAGCCCCCCUCACCGGUUAAGAGAGAAAGUGAAAGCAUAAUUAUUUGUGACCCAUUUUCCUCCCUGGAGAUCAACGUGCUGCCACCAGAAGAGGCUAUGCGGUUUUUCAAUGACCAGCUACUGCAAGACAAAGUAGGAGAAGACCAGCUGGAAUUGCCAAUGGAUGUGGAGCUGAAUGAGUUGAAAGAUUACUCAGUGGAGGAUAAAUCAUCUGAGGGAAUAGAUGUGAAGUUGACGGCGGUAAAAUUUGAAAAGGAAGGGGAUGUCCAAUCAGAUGAUUACUGUUGCCUCUCACGUUGGAAGGCAGUGUUCAGUGGGUCCACCAAUUCUUCAUCCUGCAAAUGCCAGUACAAGACUGAAUUGGGUUCGGCAAAGGCCACUGUGAAUGCGAAGGCGUUUGUCGAGGGAACUUUGGCUGUUGAACCGAGCACAACAAGUGCAGGACAAAGGGAAAGCCUGCAUUUGUGUAAAUCAAAUGGCACAGCAGAAGGAAAGAGGGAAGGGAAUCCUGGGAAAAAUGGGAAUCCCCAAUCAUGGAAAUCUACAGGCAUUGAAUGCCAAACUAUUGUCUUGUGUGAUAGUGAAUCUGAGACUGAUCGCCCAUACACUAAUGGGGCGAAGAGCUUGCCUUUGUCAAAACCCCCAUCACUGCGCCUGCCCAUCAACUGCCCAAACAUUGUUGAAGUUAAAAUUGAAGAUGUCUUCUCGAGCUAUGAAGACUUUCUUAAAGUGUCCACCCCAAUGUCCGAGCUAGUGUUGGACAAUGUACAGCCACAACAGAAAGAAAUGGAAUGUGUACAAGCACUUAGUGUCACUUUGGAAGAAAGGAACCCUAGGGGUAGUGAAGUCAUUCCUACAGUUACCAUUCCUACUUCUAAUCUGCUACCCCAACCAGCAGAGAAAAUCAGUUUCCUAACAUCACUCUCCUUGGCACAAAGAUGUCACAAGCAUCUAUCUUCUAAAAGAAAUCAUAGCUGCAAGGUUAAACAAAAAGGGGUUGGACACAAGAGAUGUGUUGAAGGUCCUCAUUCAAAAUUAUCUGUCCCAAGAAAGCGAAGGAAAAUGAGGGAAGGUUUGGUUCCCUUCUUUCAACUUGUUCCUGAGGUCAACUUGACUGACACAGAUGAUGAUGAUGAUUUCGAGCCCCCCAAUACAAGUACUUCUAAAUCUUUGCAACCUUUUGAAGGUCGCUCUUUUUCCAAUCUCCAGAAGCCAGCAGAACCUGGAAUUAGGACCAAGAUUUCGAGGGUCAGCAUAGUAACUCUGGCCUUGUUUGGUUCCUCGCACCAGAGGACAAAUGGGACUGUAGCAACUGGCCAACACAAGGACCAUAAUUCUUCUCGACCCAGACCUUUUGCAGACAAAGCUCCAGCACCUCCUAUAACCCUCAGUGUGAAUGUCAAGUCCGAGACCAGCCCUCCAGUGGAAAGCCUAGUCAGACAACGGAUCUUCAACGAGUGGGAGAACAGUUUUGUGCCGACAAAGAAGACAAAGUCCAGAGGCAGAGCAUCAAGACUACGAAACCGAAGAGGCUUUGCUCCAAAGAUUGUUUGUGCUGAAGUUGUCAAAAAUACUGUUGCCUCCACCAACACAGAUGGUAGUGCAUUAUCCUCUGAAAGACGAGCCACACCAGAAAGAACCGCAAGGGCCAAGCAGACUUUUCGGCACAUUGAAAGAGAGAGAAUCUUAAAUGGCCUGAAACUCAGACUGAAGAAAUCUAAGAUUGAGGCAGUGCCAUCCAGCAAACCUGAUGCAGUGGAAAAAAGUACAAAUAAGAUCAGGAACCCUGCUCUUUUGCCUCUUGAGGAGAACAGUGUUCUGAGGUUCAGUGUGCUGCCAGAGUCGUUCAACUUCAAUGAUGGGCAAGAACCCAUGGACACUCGGACACAGACGGGUUCAAUGAAGGAAAUGGCUGGUCCUGUUGCUGCAACGACUGAGAGUCCUAAAACAAUAGUCCGGAAAUCCCAAGUAGGUUCAUGGUCUGCUGGCCCUCAGAAGAGAUAUUGUCCUCUCACCUCUUCGACCACUAAAGUCCCCAAGUCUUCCUCCACUGCCUUCCAGGAGUUUCAGAGGAAAUUCCAGCAGCUAUCCCAAGACUAGUUUGUAUUCCCUCCUGUUAUGAAAUGGAGGAGUGGAGUGAGGAUUGUUGACAAUCUGAUUCUUGUAACACGUUUCCCAUGGAAAUAUAGGCUGCGUACAAUUUCUGUUUUUUGUUUAUGAUUACCUUUUUUAUAACUAAAAAUGCAGAAAUGCAGAAAUUGACCUUAUUGUGGUAAGGUUGGGCAGUUCAUAAUACAGUUAUUUAUCGUAGUUAUCGUUUUAUAUUCUUAAAUGACUUAGCCAAUAUAUCUGACAGUAUCUUCUACCUCAGGCCUGACGGGUAACAUUGCGAGACUUUGUCAUUAAAAAACAUGAACAAAAGUUUUGUGGGCCAUUGGGUGGCAAUUUUUUUUUUAAGUUUUGGGUAAAUUGUAUUUUAUGCAAACCUCAUGUUUACUGUUUGAAUGUUUCACAGAAUGUGAACUAUGCCAAAUUCACUGCAGUUUGUUUGAAUUUGUAGGCUACAUAAUUUCAUCUCUUGACUCUUACUUUCUACAAUCUCAUACCUUUUCAAUGGUUACAUUAUCAAUAGUUAUUUUGCUGGAGUUUAAAUCGAUUCCUUUUGUUGCCACAGGAUGAGCAGUACUGUACAGUUCAAGAUACUAAACAAAGUUGCAUUGCAGUAGUUAGACCUUUGUAUUCUGGUUCUGUAUUUCAGUAUAUAAGCUUUUAUAGUUCUUCGUAGUUAUAGAUUCAAAUUUGACGCUAUACGUAUGACGGAAAAAAACAAUCAACACUGACAGGAAACGUGUGUGAUUAGUAACCACACCUGGUGCAUUACCGUAUACUUGUAACCUAUUUUUUUUUACCUAGUGUUAUUUCUUUAAUAUGUUGGUUUAUUUUGUUAUUUGUUUCUAAAUAAAUAUUUUACGUACUUAAAUUGA